UCAAUAUUUUCAUAUUGAAGAAAAUCUCGGCUCCUCGGAGGCAAUGCUCCAGGGGAAAACAAAAGAUCUCCCGCUUGGAGCAGUUUAAAACGCAGAAAUUAUCGCAUUGCAGCGUGAUAGAGUGAUAGAAGUGAAAAUGUGAUCACAACAUUAUAUUAAUCGGUAGAAAUCUGCUCGGCGAAGCACUCACAAAUGUAAUAACUCAAAUUUGGAGGUUGCGAAAGAAUAUUAUGCCUAAUAGUGACUCGUCCGGUGGAAUCUACUCCCCAAUUCCGCAGACCACAGUUACCGAUUCCGAGAGCGAAGAGGAUUUAUUGCACAGCGCAGUGCCGCAGGGUCUUUUCGCAGGUGGACGAUACACAAGGGCAACAAUCGCCAUGAACGGCGGCAGUGGUGGCAAGGGCAGAAUGCAUUUUGUUCCGGCCAAUGGUUCCGGCGCGGGUCAGCUCAGGAAUCACGUCGUCAGUGGGGAGAAUGGCAAUGCCAUAUGCAACAGUCUGUACAAUGGGCUGCCCAGCCCAAGUGACGCGGAAGACGCCAACGGAGUGUUCCACGCAGAUAAUGUGGCCAUUUUACAUGAGACCGAAUCGGUUUCCAGCAAGAAGAUGUCCUUCCCGAGGAAAUGCUGUUUCGUGGCUUCGCUAGCGGUUUGCUUUCUUUCGUUGGUCGUUUUCCUGUGGGUCAUUCCGUGCUCGGAUGAUAUGGCUUGCCCGGCGAGGGUUGAGCGGACAAAGACACAAAAUUGGAUUAGAAAUUAUGAAAAAAUAGAACUGAAGGGAGUCAUCAAUGUGGUUGAAGGCGUUCGCGGGAAAAGCAAGAACUUGAUUCUGAUGUAUCGUGGCGAUAAACUGUUCCCAGAGUUUGAAGAUUCGUACAAGCGCCGGAACGGAAUAAUUUCAUUGAUUGGAAGCACCGGAUUGGUUGCGUGGUACGAUCAAAUGAUUAACGAACCAAAGAGUAUUGAUUGUACUCUGAUCGAUGCGGAUUUGAAUGGAUCACCGGACUGUCUUAUCAUGGAUGAAUACGGUCAGCUGGAAUGCAUCAAUCCGCUGUCCGGUGAAUGGAUAUGGCAUUCGCCAAUUUACGACCGGAAGAAUGUUCUGAAACAAAAUGAUUUGCUCGAUUUCCCCUUAGUAAUUCCAGAUGUCGACGGGGAUGGUGUCAGAGAUCUUUUCUUUAUUACCAGUUUUGGUGAAACAAAACACAACAAGUUUGUGAUGAUCUCUGGACGAAAGGGCGAGCUCAUAGGGGACUCAUAUAUUGUGAAGGAAUGUAUAUACGUUCACAAGCUGAUGAUUGAUGCCGAGUAUAAUGUAAUGUUUAAUUGUGUCAAGGAAAAAUCCGAACAACAAAGAUCCAAGCCGCUGGCUGAAUUGUACAAGCUGAUCAAACGUAAGGCACUUGAUAUGAAAAAGAUCAAAACGCAGGUCGACCUGCCACAGCACAAAUUCUUUGGUCAACGAAAAAAUACCGAGAAACAAAGAACCAUCACGUCGGUAGGUGGGAAACAACUUGUCAUUGAAAAUCGAGGAAAAUGUCCGGAAAACUGCACAACCUCAGUCCUACUGACCGAGGAAGUUACAGGAAAACUUCUGUGGAAUGUUUCCGGGAAGCAACUUUACGGUAUGCAACCGGUUCGGUUGACUUUCAACAGUUUCGGAAUGGAUAACCGUUCCACAAUUUAUGGUUUUGUUAUAAAAUUCUGGGAAUGGAGCCAAGACGAACCGGACAAUCGUAGCACUCGCCACAAACGUGAACAACCGGAAGCGACAAAAGAAAGCCUAUUCGCUCAGCGUCUAGUCAAGAAACAAACAUGGGUUCUUCCAGAGGAUAACGGUGGCACGGAUGAGCCUGCAAAGAACCGAAGAAGUGUGAACCAAACCUUGAGACCGGGUACCUAUUACAAAACUAAGAUGCGUUACCUCAAGGAAACGGUCAAACUGAUCGUGUUCAAUUCGACCGACAUAAAAAUUGAAAACACCAGUCAGUCAAAUGUUAUUCAAUUUUGCCGUGAGAACGUGAAGGAUAGCAGCGACAUAAUCUGUCAACCGGAUCUCAACUAUCAGGAAAACUCGCUCAUGAUUGCGGACCUAGAUAACGAUGGUUCUCAGGAGCUGGUGUCGUACUAUUCGACGUUCAUCAAGGCGGAAAGUGAGGUGGGCGAACGUUCCGGCAUGAAGUUGAAAACAUUCGUUCAGCUUUUGCGCCUCGAAUCUGAACUACCGAAAUUGUACAAUACAAUCGAGACGAUUAAAAACUGAGCUGGUCGGGCAAUAGAAGUCUAAGCAGGGGGAACGGGGAGGGUUAAAUGUUUGUGUGAUCGCAUACCUAGUCGAAUUUUUGUUUGAUAUACUAUGAUAUAACAUGAUCUCAAUGUUUUUAGUGAGUGCCCAUGUGCGUGUAGGAUUAGUAGUUAUUGGCGUUAUAGCGUGCCAAUGACCGUAGAGGACGACUCAUCUAUCCAUCACCAACGUUAACUAUUUAUAUUGCACCACGCUUAGAUGUAUACUUAGAUAAGCGUUUAGUUGAACGAAACCAAAGCAGUAAAUGUAAAUGAUGAAAUAAUACGGAGAUACGAAUGAUAUUUGAAAUACAUUUUAUCGAUGAAAACUGAA
Toxorhynchites rutilus septentrionalis is the source of this 2615-nucleotide messenger RNA. RefSeq lists its product as uncharacterized. The record is from RefSeq and is a predicted model, not a curated record. Lineage: Eukaryota; Metazoa; Arthropoda; Insecta; Diptera; Culicidae. The coding region runs from base 231 to 2261 and encodes 676 amino acids. The transcript is spliced from 2 exons.